Molecule: messenger RNA, 1462 nt
Organism: Selaginella moellendorffii
Lineage: Eukaryota; Viridiplantae; Streptophyta; Lycopodiopsida; Selaginellales; Selaginellaceae
Product: E3 ubiquitin-protein ligase RNFT1
Exons: 8
Coding region: 182-1423 (413 amino acids)
Biological process (GO): positive regulation of ERAD pathway
Molecular function (GO): ubiquitin protein ligase activity
Source: RefSeq, a predicted model, not a curated record
UCCUUCCUCGAAGAAGACGUCGUCUACCUAGGCGUGAUGGGGUGCGUGUAAUUCUUUUUUCUAGGUAAGGGAGCGCUAGGGUUUGUGGCGAGAGAGGAAGCACCAAGGCGCUGGAUCGGCGCUGCGGCACAGACGGUAUGACAUUCUAGUCCAUCAGGCAGUGCUAUCGAUCGAGGCGACCAUGGAGAGCAGUAAUCCGGCACCAUCGCUCUCCUCUUCGUCGCACGCCCAGCUCCCGGCCAGGAUUUCUAGCCUUCUCCCCGCCUCGUUCUCCAGGAUUUCGAGCUUGCUAGAGGUCUCGGGGCUGCUGAGAGGCGCUCCACAGGAACUAGGCCCUAUGAACAGGGACAGGGACGAGAGUGGCGGAGCAGAGGUGUCGAUCAGGAUAAUUGCCGACUCUGGGUCGCCGAGAGAGAGUGGCUCGGGGCGCCCGCGGGCAGCCGAUUCGACUGUCCAGGACGAGCAGAGUGGUUCUGAUAGAGAGCUGGAAACCGAGGAGUCCACCACAAUUGCUACCGCUGCUGGCGAUCGUGAGGCCGUGAGGUAUGAUUUCCAGCACCUAGCUAAAUGGGUCGAGCAGAUCCUCCCAUUCUCGAUUUUGUUACUCGUGGUCUUCAUACGCCAGCAUCUCCAAGGUUUCCUUGUGACGCUUUGGAUAUCAGCUAUUAUGAUCAAAGCGAAUAGUCUUCUUCGUAAGCAGACGUCUCUAAGAGGAGAGCGAAAAACGUACAUUCUAGUGGUCCUUGCCGCAUUUCUCAUCCAACAUGUCGAGGGUAUAUACUGGUGGUAUCGUGCCGACGCUCUUUGGCGACCGCUUGUUCUCCUCCCACCGAAAGACAUCCCAAACUUUGCGGACGCGUUUUUCAAUAUUGUUUUGAAUGAUACGAUGGUCCGGUUGUCUGCCAUGGCAUUCAAGUGCGGUGUUCUUAUAUACUACAAGAAAGGCCGAGGACGUAACUAUCGAUGGCAGGGCCAAAUAUUGACUCUCACCGAGUAUGUUGUUCUACUUUAUCGAACUGUAAUACCAGGACCAGUCUGGUACCGCUUCUUUUUAAACAAAGAGUAUGGGAGCCUGUUUUCAUCGCUGACAACAGGAUUAUACCUCACCUUCAAAGUCACCUCGGUCCUUGAGAAGGUGCAAAAGUUCGCUACGGCAGUGAGAUCGAUUCUUCGCAGGGAAGUCCAAUACGGUACAUAUGCAACGCAUGAAGAGGUGCUCGCGGUAGGAGAUCUGUGCGCUAUAUGCCAGGAAAAGAUGCACGCCCCGAUAUCCUUGCUGUGCAAGCACGUCUUUUGCGAGGAUUGCGUCUCCGAGUGGUUUGAGAGGGAGCGAACUUGUCCAUUAUGUCGAUCGGUUGUGAAGUCGUCGGAGCUAAGAUCUUUUGGCGAUGGCUCCACGAGUCUCUUUGUACAGCUCUUUUAAAGAGAGAAGGGGCCAGCCAGUAAACAAGAUUUUCGUCCA